This is a messenger RNA of Pocillopora meandrina, 2710 nucleotides long. The record is from the annotation of a GenBank genome assembly. Lineage: Eukaryota; Metazoa; Cnidaria; Anthozoa; Scleractinia; Pocilloporidae.
GAAACUGAAAAACAGACCGAAAGCGUUCUAAGGCGAGACAGUACAGUUAAAGAUUUGGUUCAAGUUAACCUAUAUUUUAGAUCUUUCCUUUGCGAACAAUGGCUGAAAAUGUGUUUCUAUUUAUUCCAAAUAUCAUAGGUGAGUAAAUUUUUUUCUUGGCACUUUUUACCUCGUAACAGCUGUUUUAUUGUGGAAAUAGCAUGUUUCACUUAGAAUUUUCAAUAAUGUUUUAAUACCAUAAUCGUUUUCAGUCUCGGAGAUUUCAAAUAGCAAAUGGUACUUUACUGAUCUGACAGGUUAUGCACGGAUCGUGUUAGCCAUAUUAUCCUUCUACUUCAUGCCGACGAACUGUGUCGUGGCGGCAUCCAUGUAUCUUCUGAGUGGCCUGUUAGAUGCAUUUGAUGGGCAUGCAGCACGAUACUUUAAUCAAAGUGAGUUCGAUCAUUAAGAGCUGUAAUUUCCCAUCGCCAGGAUAUUUGACUCUUUUAAUGUGUCGCAAAGAGUCUUGUUUUCAGUUUGCGUGAUCAGGAGAAAGUCCAAUGACUCCUCUUCCUCAUGUGAUUAACAAAAUGGCAGAAUGCAUGGUGAUCACGAAUCACAUUUUUUCAAAAUAGCUAGGUGGGAAAAUUAAUUGUAGGUACCUCGUCUCCACUGUCUUCUUACCCACUUGUGCAAGUUGCACCACCGUUAAUUCUGUCCAGUGCGUUUUACCAUCUUUGGGGGGGGGGGAUACACAUGCAUAUUUGGGGUGGGUAUGUGAUAGGCAAGCUCUCAAACAUAGAUACUCCGUCAAUAGAUUUGGCCAGUUUUAACAACCUCUGUCCAGAAAUGUAGCAAAUAUUCCAAUGGUCUAGUUGUUUUUAAUAAAUAGUUAUUUGUUAAUUCAACUCAAAACUUUAAAAUGUUUUUUAACUUCUUAGGUACAAUGUUUGGUGCCAUGCUAGAUAUGCUCACAGACAGGUGAAGUAUCUUGUAUGGUUAAUUUAGUUGAAAUGAGGACUGGAAAAGAGAGAUUUGAGAAUAUUUAUUUUAUAAUUUAAUAACCUUUCAAAUCUCUGACAGGACCAAUUUUUGUUAUCAUUUUCCAUAGAUGUGUUACCACAGCACUUCUUGUGAUGUUAGCAGUGUUUUAUCCAAGAUUCACAUUUGUCUUCCAAUUGUUGAUAUGUUUGGAUAUUGCCAGUCAUUGGAUUCAUGUACAAAGGUAAAAUAGUUACAUUUCUAUCAUAAUUAACUAAUUAAUCUCAUUAAUUAUCACAAAUUAUUGAUGAAUGUUCUGUUGUUGGCCUUAUGAUAUUGUUGUUUUCAUGAGCAAUUAUUUUCUCAAAAUAUAACAAUUUUCUGUCUUUCUCAAUCAUUAGUUCAUUAUUAAAAGGAGGAGCUAGUCACAAGAAAAUUGAUUUAUCAGGCAACUUCUUCCUGCGGAUUUACUAUCACUCUAGGGUAACCAAUUUUUGAUAAUUUUUCUUCUUAUGCAGAGAAUACACAGGGUUAAUAUCAAGAUGGCAGUUCCCCUGCGUGUUGCCAAAAGACAAAAUUUAAACCUCCCACUGUGUUAAACCCUUUAACCCCUAAGAGUGAUUAGCAUCAAAUUUCUCCUCACAGUAUCACCCCUGAAUCAUCCAUUAAGGUCACAAGAAUAAAGGAAAUGAUCACCAACUAAAGAAGCUCUCAGUAUUAUAAAAAAAUAAAUUCACCUUGUCAGCACCUUAGGAAAUGUGUAGAGAACAGUAUGGAGAAUAUAUAUACUGAUGUUUAUGUGUAAGGGGUUCAGUUGCGAUCUCGUAGCUGUCACAGGGAGAUCAGUAACAAGCUCAGCUGUGAAGAACCCCUUCUUCCAUCUACAAGAUAAAUGCUUUGAGAAACACAGUAAAUUUCCAAAAAAUAAGGCAGUCUUUUUCUGGGGAAACCAGUGAGAAACCAACUUAAUGCUGUGUGUUCAACUUGAAGAAUUCUUUGUAUUUCAGUUCUCAAACUCUAGGCUUUAUUUACUAAUUUUCAGGUGGUACUGUUCAUCAUGUGUGCUGGUAAUGAACUCUUUUUCUGUAUGUUGUAUUUGGUUCAUUUCACAAGUGGGCCAGUCUGUAAGUACAAUUCUUUAGUACUCAUGUACAGAUACAUUUGUAUUUCAAGAAAACAUGCUUUUUUUAAACUCAACACAGUGAAAUGGCAGCUUUUGAGAUAAUUAUACACCAAAUGUUUAUUUCAUUGAAAAAGCAGUUCAGGUCUGUUUUUUUUAUUCAUCAGUACCUCUUUCUAAUCAGGUUUGAGGUAAGUUACAGAUCAAGUUUUUCUACUUGGAAUCAUGGCCUGGGCGCAAAGCACACUGGCCAUAAAUCAGAGCGUAAAAAAUUAAGUUCAGUAACUUAUGAUAUGGACUGAGAAAACAAGAUUAAUAAGAUGUUCUUUAUAUCCCUGGGGUCAAACAGAGGGGGAGGUUUCAAUUCAAACAAACUUUUAAAUUAAGCCAGCCAUACAGUGAAAUACAGCCCAUUUAAUUGACCAAUCAUAGCAUACACACUAACUGGGAGAUACUGUUUUUGUCAAAGUGUCUGUUGCUGGCAGCACAUUUGGUCUGUGGGUAGCUCUAGCUUGGCUGACUCUUCCUAUCUGCAUACUGAAGCAGUCCAUCAGUGUAAUUCAGCUCACUGUGGCAUGUAUCAACACUGCAAGCUUGGAUGAGAAUGAAAGAGUAAGAGUAAACAAAUGA